Bombina bombina (fire-bellied toad) is the source of this 3288-nucleotide messenger RNA. RefSeq names its product MSL complex subunit 2 (gene MSL2). The transcript is spliced from 2 exons. Gene Ontology annotation, molecular function: ubiquitin protein ligase activity. NCBI's taxonomy places the organism in Eukaryota, Metazoa, Chordata, Amphibia, Anura, Bombinatoridae. Bases 1046 to 2788 code for a protein of 580 amino acids. Gene Ontology annotation, cellular component: MSL complex. The record is from RefSeq and is a predicted model, not a curated record.
AGCUCGGUCCUAUCUUCCCGCCAGCAGGGCACGCGCGUCUGGGCGCGAGACCUGACCGAAAAGAGAGCCAAGGCGCGUGCGCGACAACCCCGCCACCCCCCAUUUCCAGUAUAUCGGGGGCGACAGAGAGACCGUGACAAGGCCAUAGAGAAAUAUAUCUCUCUCACGAAUAUUGAAUGCAGAACCCAGAAUUAGAGAGACGACCGUUCACUAGUGAAAAGGCUGCGCUGUGAGAAUUUACAGAGCUAAAAGGCCCAGGUCAGUGUGGUGCGGCCUCAAAGUGCAGCGCUACUGAGAUCUGUGAAAGGCCGGAACUCAGGCUUCGCUUCCUGUCAUAUUUGCUUGUCUUCCUGGGGGAGUGACCGGUACGAAAAACCUGACACCCGGAGUGAAAAUACCAUGAAAGCCCAGGGAAGUGAAUAAAAGCGUUGAGGCCUUAGCCGAACCACGGUCUAAAGUGGCAGCACAACCCCGCCAGGCUGAAGAUACUGCUAUCCCUACACUUGACUGUUGGUCCUGUCUUUUUUUUUACCAUGGAUACGGAUCCUCAUCAUUGAGUUCCCUAUGCCGGACAUGUGAGCCCCGGCUGCUUCUAUCCUGAGAAUGAAGACGCCCCCUCCCAUUGUAUAAACACAGCAUCCUUGUAUAGACCGGGGGGGACUGGAGAACCCCCCAGCACCCCUACACAAUGAACCGAGGAUAAGCCGGGCGGGGGGUAUGUGAGCUGCGGCGUCCUCCCCUCCCUCAUAGACUGGAUUGCAAGAGAGGGAUCCUGGAUUUUGGAGAGGGGGAGGGUGAAUGUAUCUGGUCCGGUGUGUGGAGAUGAAAAGACGGCUUCCCUCAGAGGACAGCUGAUAUCUGGUUACAUUUGUGUAUUGCUCUUUGUGUGCGCCUGGUGGGAUUUUUGUAUUCUCGUCCCCCGUGGGACACGAGGUUGGGCACCUUGCGCAUUUGGAUCUUAUCGUUACCCCAUGGAUGUUUAACAAUUAUAAAUCCCAAAUAGCUCUUUUCUCUAUGCUGGAGCCCGCGGCUUGAAGAGUCGGCAAUGAACCCGGUGAAUGCCACCUCCCUGUACAUCUCAGCGAGCCGCUUGGUGCUGAACUAUCACCCCGAGGAUCCACAGGCCUCGGCCGAGAUCUGCAAAAUGCUCCCCUUCUUCAGGCAGGCCCUGUCCUGCUGUGUGUGCGGAAAUUUGCUUGAAGACCCCAUUGCUCCAACCAAUUCUACAUGUCAGCAUUAUGUGUGCAAGCAUUGCAAGGGUAAAAAGAUGAUGAUGAAACCCUCCUGCAGCUGGUGCAAGGACUAUGAUCAGUUUGAAGAGAACAAACAGUUGAGCAUACUGGUGAGCUGCUACAAAAAGCUGUGCGAGUAUAUUACACAGACACCUCUUGCACAAGAUAUAAUUAAUACUGUAGAAUGUUCUGCAGACAUUUUGGCCUUUCUGCCUGAAGAUUCUCCACCUGAAGAGGAACAAGGAACUUCUUCAGAACCCCCUUCACCACUGUGCCCAUCCCAUUCUCCGUUACCAUCUAACUCAGAACCUGCUACAGAAUCUGAGGUAAAUAUUUGUCAGAUUCCUCAGGCUGCACCAGAAAUUGAUACGGAAUGCACAGUAGCUAAUGGCUUACCAAAUUGCAAUGGGUUAUCUGAAACUGAAAUUGCUGUAAAUAUCCAUUCCCCUGAAAGCCCAAGUCCUAUAGACCUGUGCUGCUCAGCUGUUGACAUAAAAACAGAAGACCUUUCUGAAAGCUUAGAGACGGUUUGCGAUCCUGUCUCCACUAGUGAGUUAUGUGCAGCAGGACUUGACAUCUGUGGCUAUAGUGAUGACCUAAAAAGUGGUGGGCCAUUAUUGCUUAGUGUUGAGGAAGUUCUCCAAAGCUUAGAGACUGUGUCUGGUGCAGAGGUCAGUGACUGUGAUUUGCAGCACAGUAUGGAAACCACUGUUUCUAAUGGACCUUUCCUCGACCUCUGUCCUCAGCCCCUUUCGCACACUUUAUUGCUCUCAGACAGCCACUCUUCAUCACGUGGGCUCUCUUGCGCAGCUGCCACCUUGAAAAUGGUUAAAACAAACCGUAAGCGUUCACGUUCUGAGAGCGAUAGCGAGAAGGUCCUGCCACUUCCCAUCUCCAGCAUUAUCCUGGGACCUACACUUGGUGCCCCUACUCCCAUGUUAUUUACAAGGGAUAACAGACAUUUUCUACAGCCUAUGGCUACUCUCCCAAAUGGUGGCAGUUCACCGAAAAUCGGCAAAAAUAUUUUGUUGUCAAAUAAAGCUCUAAAAAAGAACCCAGAGCAUGGACCCAAAAAAUCUCAUCCAAAAUCCAAACCUACAUUACUGAAAACGAAAGACAAGGUGAAGGAAAAAAUACCCAGCAAUAACAUAAUGCCUGGGAGUCCAACCAAAACUGUUUAUAAGAAGCCACAGGAGAAAAAAGGCUGCAAAUGUGGACGUGCUACUCAAAAUCCAAGUGUUCUUACAUGCCGAGGCCAGCGUUGCCCUUGUUACUCAAAUCGCAAAGCCUGCCUAGACUGCAUAUGCCGUGGCUGCCAAAACUCAUAUAUGGCAAAUGGGGAGAAGAAGCUAGAGGCAUUUGCAGUACCAGAGAAGGCUCUGGAGCAAACCAGGCUUACUUUGGGCAUUAAUGUGACAAGCAUUGCAGUACGCAGUGCCAGCACAAGCGCCAAUGUUAUUAAUGUCACAGGUUCUCCUGUAGCAACAUUUUUAGCUGCCAGUCCCCAUGAUGACAAAAGCCUAGAUGAAGCUAUAGACUUGAGGUUUGACUGUUAAAUGGGCCAGCUAUUUUCCAGCUUUCAUUGGGCUGGUGAAUGGCUGCAUUUUUAAGGCAGCUAUGGUUCUGUUUGGUUAACUUGCCGGAGCUUCUGCAUAUAGAUCACUUGUAUCAAGUGUGUUUAUUGCUAAGUUAUGUGUUCAUGUUUGUGGUGGGUGGGAAGGGAGGGAGCUGCGGGAAUGGGACAAGGGACACUGUUGGUAAGAGAAAUUGUAACCCGAAAAUCUGUAUGUCUGUUUCCUCGACUUCAGUUAGAGGGUUGUUAUGAGAGUUCAAUUUUAUGAUGCACCUGAUUUAUAGAAAUUGAUCUUUGGCAAGAAUAGCAGACACAAAUAACCUCUUGUAUCCUGUCCUAUGUUAUGCUCAAACAAGAUGUCCAGCCUGUUUAAAAAGUGGUUUAGUUAGGUUGAACUUGUUGCUUAAAAACUAUAUAAAGCAAAUAUGGCACCCAAUUUAUUCUUUUAUGAAUAUUUUAACUACUAAAGUACAUAUGAGAGUA